CAAAAUAUGGUCUUCACUAUUUUUUCUUCCUCGCUGAACUCCAGAAUGACGACGGAAACCACCGCCAAACCCUUACCAAAACGCCAUGAUCGCCGCCGAAUUCUCGUCCUCAAAUCCGCAAUCUUCUCAAGAUUUCUGCUUUUAUCGCUAACCAUCCUCUGGCGCUUCCUCCUCAGCCCCUAUGACACCUCGGCACCCCUCAACCCCUCCUGCCUCGCUGACCCUUACCCCCACCCGCGCCCUUCUCCUCUUUUCCCUUCCCUAGGCUCCGCUGUCGAGAAGGGAAUCGUGUGGGAUAGUGUGUACUUCGUUAGGAUCGCGCAGUGUGGAUACGAGUAUGAGCAGUCUUACGCGUUCCUCCCAUUGCUGCCUGCUUGCAUUUUCAUCUUUUCCCGCACAGUUUUUGCGCCACUGGUUCCGGUGAUUGGUCUUAGGGCUGUCCUGGGGUUGUCUGGAUAUGUUGUUAGCAAUGGAGCAUUUGUUUUGGCCGCAAUGUACUUUUACAAGCUUUCAGUUAUUAUUUUGAAGGACCCUGAUGUUGCGCUGCGGGCUUCAAUUAUGUUUUGCUUCAAUCCAGCUUCAAUAUUCUACUCAUGGAUAUAUUCAGAAAGCUUGUAUGCUCUAUUCUCGGUUGGUGGAUUAUAUCAUUUGAUCUCUGGUGCAAAUUCUAUGGCUGUUAUUUGGCUUGCUCUUUCUGGUUGUGCAAGAUCUAAUGGAGUGCUAAAUGCUGGGUAUUUCUGUUUUCAGACGAUGCAUCAUGCUUAUGAUGCAAUUUUCCUGAAAAAGCGUAAAUUUUUGGCAUUGUGGAUUCUAAUAGCUGGAGCACUGCGGUGCAUAUGCAUUUUUGCACCGUUUAUUGCUUUUCAAGCCUAUGGCUAUUACAAUAUCUGUCAUGGACGUUCUCUAGAUGAAUUGAGUCAUUGGUGCAAAGCAAGAAUACCUUUGCUUUACAAUUACAUUCAAAGUCAUUACUGGGGAGUAGGAUUCUUGAGAUACUUCCAAGUCAAACAAUUACCGAAUUUUCUACUUGCAUCCCCUAUAUUAUCCUUGGCAGUUUGCUCAAUUGUCUAUUAUGUGAAGUCACGACCUAAAGUUGUUUUAUCAUUGGGAUUUCAAGCUACCAUUGAUGAAAAAAGUUCUUCAGCACUGUUUUUUCCUCCAGAGGCAGUCCAAAGAAUGGAAGGUCCUUUGUCAGACAAAGCCUCUUCUAUUAGACAAGAAAAUCACAAUCUGAGAAAGAGAAAGCGAGUGGGCCAAGAGAAGGAUCUUGCUGAGCACAGAGCAGACCAUGAAUUAUCAGGGAAGUCAGGAUUCUUGUCUGCCUUUGUGCUCCCAUUUAUGGUGCAUCUGGGAAUCAUGGCUGCCACAGCAUUUUUUGUUAUGCAUGUGCAGGUUGCGACACGUUUCUUGUCUGCCAGUCCUUCUCUAUAUUGGUUUGCUUCAUAUGUGAUGGUUUCUCCCAAUACGAGUAAAAAAUGGGGAUACAUGAUUUGGGCUUACUCCGCUGCCUACAUCCUUCUCGGUAGCUUGCUCUUUUCAAAUUUCUAUCCUUUUACGUGAUAAACUUGUAUAGGCAGUCCAACAAGUCAUUAGCUAAGAGCCUUCCAUUUGGGUUGAUUGCUCCACCUAUAAUUGGUUCUAUCACCUGCCUAAUUCCUGGCAGAUGCAUUUUCCGCAGUUCAGGUAGUUACGCCUCUUGAGAUGCAACCAAUGGAGGAACAAUGUAUAUCACUGUGGUGGCUGAUGGUUACAUUUUUGUCACAUUACUACUUUGAUGUCAAAUAAAAAAAAUAUUAUUGA
This is a messenger RNA of Rubroshorea leprosula, 1800 nucleotides long. The record is from the annotation of a GenBank genome assembly. Lineage: Eukaryota; Viridiplantae; Streptophyta; Magnoliopsida; Malvales; Dipterocarpaceae.